AGCAACACAAGUGAAGGAGAAAGUUAGCGUUUUCCAUAUCUCAUUCGUCCCUUCCGCAGCUGCAUCUUCCGAGAGUUGCGACCUCAGUCUUCAUCGUCUAUCAAGAUCGUAUCUUGCUGGAAAGAAAUGGCAUGGAGAGGAAAUCUUUCAAAGAACAUAAAAGAGCUUCGACUUUUGAUGUGCCAGUCAUCACCUGCAAGCGCAUCUGCAAGGGCAUUUGUUGAAAAGAAUUAUAAGGAACUAAAGACAUCGAACCCAAAAUUGCCCAUAUUGAUCCGUGAAUGCAGUGGAGUCGAACCCCAAUUAUGGGCAAGAUAUGAUCUCGGUGUCGAGAAAGGCAUUAAACUGGAAGGCAUGACAGAGCCACAGAUUUUGAAGGCACUUGAAGAUCUGGUAAAAGCAGGGCAAUCUUUGAAAGCUUGAUAUUCAUAUUACUGCUUAUUCACUUUCUGAAAUGGAAUAAACAUUGUAAUAUUGCACUUCUUAUUACAAUGUGUUUCUAGAGUCAUUUUAAGAAUAUGAAUCUGUUAAUUCUAUGUUGAAAGACAAGGUUAUGCAUUUUGAGUACAUUUAUUGCAGAUUAAAUCUGUUUAUUUCA
Molecule: messenger RNA, 598 nt
Organism: Vicia villosa (hairy vetch)
Lineage: Eukaryota; Viridiplantae; Streptophyta; Magnoliopsida; Fabales; Fabaceae
Product: NADH dehydrogenase [ubiquinone] 1 alpha subcomplex subunit 2-like
Exons: 4
Coding region: 127-423 (98 amino acids)
Source: RefSeq, a predicted model, not a curated record